CGCAGGCGCUGGCUGGAGGGAACAUGGGCUGGUACCCGGGGUGGCGACGGCUGCGGCUCCCCGAGUUACCGGCCCGCAAGCUACAUACGGCCUCCGUGCCGGCCCCUGCGCCCUGGUUGGUAGAACGGCUCGGUCUCUUUGAGGAGCUAUGGGCUGCUCAGGUAAAGCGGUUAGCCAGCAAGGCACACAGGGAACCCCGGCCCAUCACAGUGACCCUUCCUGGAGGCCAGAAGGUGGAGGCAGUGGCGUGGAGCACGACCCCUUACCAGCUAGCCCGGCGGAUCAGUUUAACACUAGCAGAUACAGCAGUGGCUGCGCAAGUGAAUGGAGAACCUUAUGAUCUGGAGCGACCCUUGGAGACAGAUUCUGAUCUCAGAUUUCUGACAUUUGAUUCUCCAGAAGGGAAAGCGGUAUUCUGGCACUCUAGCACCCAUGUCCUGGGGGCAGCAGCUGAACAAUUUCUAGGUGCUAUUCUAUGCCGAGGUCCAAGUACACAAUGUGGCUUUUACCAUGAUUUCUUCCUGGGAAAAGAGCGGACAGUGCGGGGCACAGAUCUGCCUGUUUUGGAGAGGAUUUGCCAGGAGAUUACAGCUGCUGCACAACCCUUCCGGAGACUGGAGGCUUCCCAGGAUCAGCUUCGUCAGCUCUUCAAGGAUAACCCCUUUAAGCUUCAUCUGAUUGAGGAGAAAGUGACUGGCCCAACAGCAACAGUGUAUGGGUGUGGCAUGUUGGUUGAUCUUUGCCAGGGGCCCCACCUUCGGCACACUGGACAGAUUGGAAAACUGAAGCUGCUAACGAACUCAUCAUCCUUGUGGAGGACUUCAGGGGCUCCAGAAGCACUGCAGAGAGUAUCAGGGAUUUCCUUCCCUACAGCAGAGUUGCUGAGGGCCUGGGAAGCACAGAAGGAGGAAGCGGAGUUGCGGGACCACAGACGUGUUGGAAAGGAACAGGAGCUUUUCUUCUUCCAUGAACUGAGCCCUGGGAGCUGUUUCUUCCUGCCGCGAGGGACAAGGGUGUAUAAUGCGCUGGUGGCUUUUAUCAGAGCUGAGUACGCCCGCCGUGGUUUCUCAGAGGUGAAAACCCCCACAAUGUUUUCUACGAAACUCUGGGAACAGUCAGGGCACUGGGAGCAUUAUAGGGAAGACAUGUUUGCUCUGAAGCCCCCAGGCUCUGACAGGUCCACCAGCUCCCAGAGGGACGGCUCUGCCAAGCAUCCCACAAAUACAUUCGCCCUCAAGCCCAUGAACUGCCCUGCACACUGCUUGAUAUUCGCCCAUCGGCCCAGAUCCUGGCGAGAGCUGCCCAUGCGACUGGCUGACUUUGGAGCCCUGCACCGAGCCGAGGCCUCUGGCAGUCUGGGGGGACUGACCCGGCUAUGGCGCUUCCAACAGGAUGACGCUCACAUCUUCUGUGCACCAGAUCAGCUGGAAACAGAGAUCCGAAGCUGUCUUGAUUUCCUCCGCUCUGUCUAUGCUGUUCUUGGCUUCUCCUUCCGCCUGGCACUGUCCACCCGGCCAUCCGGCUUCCUUGGAGAACCUUGCCUUUGGGAUCAGGCUGAGCAGGUCCUUCAACAGGCCUUGGAGGAUUUUGGAGAACCCUGGGAUCUCAACCCUGGAGAUGGUGCCUUCUAUGGACCUAAGAUCGAUGUGCACCUCCAUGACGCCCUGGGUCGGCCCCAUCAGUGUGGAACAAUUCAGCUUGACUUCCAGCUGCCCCUGAGAUUCAACCUCCAGUACAAGGGGCAGGCGGGGGCCCUGGAGCGGCCAGUCCUCAUUCACAGAGCAGUGCUUGGUUCUGUGGAAAGGCUGUUGGGAGUGCUGGCAGAAAGCUGUGGGGGAAAAUGGCCACUGUGGCUGUCCCCAUUCCAGGUAGUGGUCAUCCCUGUGGGAACGGAGCAAGAGGAAUAUGCCAGAGAGAUUCAACAGAAUCUGCAGGCUGCAGGCCUUGUCAGCGACCUGGAUGCUGAUUCUGGAGUGACUCUCAGCCGGAGAGUGCGCCGGGCUCAGCUCGCCCACUACAAUUUCCAGUUUGUGGUUGGCCAGCAAGAGCAGAGUAAGAGAACAGUGAACAUACGGACUCGCAGUAAUCGCCGACUUGGGGAGUGGGACUUGACCAAGGCUGUGCAACGGCUGCUGGAGCUACAGGAUACCAGGGUCCCCAAUGCUGAGGAAAUCUUCUGAGCUUUGUUCAUACAUGAGACAGAGACCUGCAAGAGCCGUCAGCCUCCCUGAUAAACCCGAGCCCUACUAACAGCCUGGAAUUGCAUGUGUCUGCUCUCCUGAAAAGACUUGGGGGCUGGGGAGGCAGUUCAGUGGCAGAGCACUUGCCUAGCAAGCAUGAGGUCCUGGGUUCUAUUCCCAGCAAUGCAAAAAGAGACUUGGUUUGGGGACCCCACAGCGGGAGGGAAGAUAUGGUAUUUGGAUGUGAGGAGAAUGAAAUGGAAAAAAUAAACUUGAAGCUGCUA
Molecule: messenger RNA, 2464 nt
Organism: Marmota flaviventris (yellow-bellied marmot)
Lineage: Eukaryota; Metazoa; Chordata; Mammalia; Rodentia; Sciuridae
Gene: Tars2
Product: threonyl-tRNA synthetase 2, mitochondrial
Biological process (GO): threonyl-tRNA aminoacylation
Cellular component (GO): mitochondrion; cytoplasm
Molecular function (GO): ATP binding; threonine-tRNA ligase activity
Source: RefSeq, a predicted model, not a curated record